AUGGCCGUGACACUGUGGUUCCUGGGGGCGUGUGUGCUCACCCUGGCUCACAUUGACCCAUCUAGCCAAGCCAUGUCCAGGGCCGCCAUGCCAUUCGGGCUGCUGCGCAGGGAGCUGGCGUGCGAGGGCUACCCCAUUGAGUUGCGUUGCCCUGGCAGCGACGUGGUGAUGGUGGAGACCGCCAACUACGGGCGUACUGAUGACAAAAUCUGUGACGCAGACCCUUUCCAGAUGGAGAACACACAGUGUUACCUCCCCGACGCAUUAAAGAUCAUGGCCCAGAGGUGUAACAAUCGGACCCAGUGUGUGGUGGUAGCAGGGGUGGAUGUUUUCCCAGACCCCUGUCCGGGAACAUACAAAUACCUGGAGAUCCAGUACGAGUGUGUCCCUUACAAAGUGGACCAAAAAGUUUUUGUGUGUCCCGGCUCACUGCUCAGCAUCCAGCCAGCUUCCUCUCUCCUGGAGGCAGAGCAUCAGUCAGGGGCGUGGUGUAAGGACCCACUGCAGGCAGGUGACAGACUAUAUGUCAUGCCAUGGACGCCCUAUAGGACGGAGGUGCUGUAUGAGUAUGCCUCCUGGGAUGACUACCGGCAGAACAGGGUCACCACCACCUACAAGUUGCCGAGCCGCGUGGACGGCACGGGCUUUGUGGUGUACGACGGCGCCGUCUUCUACAACAAGGAGCGCACGCGCAACCUUGUCAAGUACGACCUACGGACACGCAUCAAGAGCGGCGAGGCCGUGGUGGUCAACGCCAACUACCACGACACCUCGCCUUACCGCUGGGGGGGGAAGUCGGAUAUCGACCUGGCAGUGGACGAGAACGGCCUCUGGGUCAUCUACUCAACCGAGGCCAACAACGGACGCAUCGUGGUCAGCCAGGUGAACCCGUACACCUUGCGCUUUGAGGGCACGUGGGCCACCGGGUUCGACAAACGCGGGGCGAGUAAUGCCUUCAUGGCCUGCGGUGUGCUCUACGCCGUGCGGUCCGUCUUCCAAGACGACGAGGGGCAGGCGGACGGCAGGGUCGGUGGCGACAUGGUCGUCUACGCGUAUGACACCAGCCGAGGCCAGGAGUUCCCCGUUCAAAUCCCAUUCCCCAACCCCUACCAGUACAUUUCCUCCAUAGACUACAACCCCAGAGACAACCAGCUGUACGUGUGGAAUAACUACUACGUACUACGGUACCCGCUGCAGUUCACGCCGCCACCGCCCACCAAAGGUCCGCUCUCUUCUCUGAUGACCACCGUACGCUCCUACACGGCCACCGUGGCCCUGACCCCUGUGCGCCCCUCGGCGUCUCACCCCAUCGGCGUGAUCAACCGAGGACCCUUUGACCAGCGCCCCAUCACAGCCAUGGUCCCCUUGACCCCGCGUCCACCCCUGCGUGUCCCCUUGGCUCCCGGAAGCCCGGGUCAGGUGGGGGGAUGUGAGGGCCGGGUGGCACGAGGGGUGCAGUGGCCCCCAACUCUGAAGGGCGAGACGGUGGAGAGGCCCUGCCCCAAAGGAUCUCUUGGUAUAGCCUCCUAUCAGUGCAUGUUGUCCCCAGUGGGAUGGAGCUCCAGAGGGCCUGACCUUUCCAACUGCACAUCUCCUUGGGUCAGCCAGAUUGCACAGAAGAUUAAGAGUGGGGAGAACGCAGCCAACAUUGCCGGUGAGCUGGUCAACCUGACAAGGGGGCGGGUGUACGCCGGGGACGUCAGCAUGUCCGUUAGACUGAUUGAGCAGCUAUUGGACAUCUUGGACUCCCAGCUCCAGGCCUUGAGACCAGCCAACAAGGAGUCCGCAACACGCAACUACAACAAGCUGCAGAAGAGGGAGCGCACGUGUAGAGCCUACGUUCAGGCGGUCGUUCAGACAGUCGACAACUUGUUGGGCCCCGAGGCUCUGGUUUCUUGGGCUGACAUGAGCAACGCCGACCAGUCCCACUCGGCCUCACUGCUGCUGGACGCAAUCGAGAAAGGGGCGUUUCUGUUGGCCAACAACCUUUACGAAGGCCGUUUCAGCGACAGGGCGCCAAAUGUUGAUCUGGAAGUGUACGUACUGAACACAGAAGCAGAUAUACAGGAUCUGACCUUCCCUCAUACCUAUGACAGCGACAGUAUUCUACAGAUCUCGGCGCUGGCCUUGCAACAAUACAGCAACAACGGCCAGGUGAAGUUGGUCCUGUCCCUCUACAAGAACCUGGGGUCCUUCCUGACCACCCAGAAUUCCACCCUGCGCCUCGGGCCGGGGCUUGGAGCAGGUCAAGGGUCAGAGGUCAGGGGUCGAAAGCUGGUGGUCAAUUCCCAUGUCAUCUCUGCCUCUGUCCACAGAGGAGCCAACAGGGUCUACCUUUCUGAUCCUGUCAUCUUCACUCUCAGACACCUGCAGUUGGAAAACCACUUCGGCCCCAACUGUUCGUUCUGGAACAUGUCAGGAACCUCGGGCAGCGGCAGGUGGUCUAUACAGGGUUGUCGUCUGUUACACACCAACAACACACACACUACCUGUGCCUGCAACCACCUGUCUAGCUAUGCUGUCCUUAUGACCUACCAACAACCUGCUUCUGGGGUCGGCGUGGAAGAGCUGCUGGUCUAUGUGAUCUCCUGGGUGGGCAUUGCUGUCACCCUGGUUUGUUUGGCUGCCUGCCUCACCACCCUGUGUUGCCAGGGGGCGCCCUGGCAUACAGACCACAGCAGUAUCCACUGCAACCUGUGGGCCAACCUCCUCGUCACGGAGCUUCUGUUCCUUAUUGGUGCCAAGAAGACCCAGUUCACAGUGGUAUGCUCCAUCAUCGCCGGCCUGUUGCACUUCUCCCUGCUCUCUGUGUUCUGCUGGUUGUGUCUGGAAGGGGUGGAGCUCUACCUGCUGCAGCGGGAGGUAUUUGAGGGGCGAAACUCCAGGAGGAAGUACUUCUACCUCUGCGGUUACUCCGUCCCGGGGCUAGUGGUGGCUGUGUCUGCAGCUAUUGACUUCAGGGGCUACGGCUCGAACGCUGCGUGCUGGCUGCGGACUGACAACUACUUCAUCUGGAGUUUCCUUGGACCUGUAGCUGUCAUUAUAACGCUGAACCUGAUUGUCUUGGUGAUGACCCUGCAUAAGAUGCACAGCUCCGCUGCCCUCAAGCCAGACUCUAGUCGUCAUGACAACCUAAGGGCGUGGGCAGUGGGAUCCCUCACCCUGCUCUUCCUGCAGAGCGUGACAUGGUCGUCAGGCCUCGUGUUCCUCUCUGCCCCCUCUCUGCUUCUGGCCUACCUCUUCUCUUCCCUCAACACCGCCCAGGGCCUGCUCAUUACUAUACUGCACUGCACCCUCACCAGAAAGGGCCAGAAGGACUACAGCCGCUGCCUACGUUUCUCCCAGUGCUGUGGCACCUCCUCAUCAAGCUCUCCUGAUUCAGUGAAGGGCAAUGCCCUGCGGUCCAACAGCCGCUACACAAGCAGCCAGGCUCGGAGAGCCACCGCCAACAGACAGAGUCGCAUCAGGAGGAUGUGGAAUGACACCGUUCGCAGACAGACCGAAUCUUCCUUCAUUGCUGCAGAUGUUAACAACACCCCCACACUCAACCGAGCUGCUUUAGGGAAUCACUUCCUGACUAAUCCAGUGUUGCAGACCCAUUCUGGGGCCUCGCCAUAUGACACUCUGCUGGCCCAGGGAUAUAAUCAACCCUUCGCCUCCACAGGAACCUUCAGAAACAAACAGAAGGGCAGUGUGUCCCAGACCCAGGAAACCUGUGGGCUGGACAGUGUGUGUCUCAAUGGGGGCUACACCCCCAACACCUUCACCCUGCACGGCCUGGGGCCUGGACCUGGGUCCCGAGCUGGGAUGGUGGGCAGCACUGACCUUCUGAGGGAGGGGGGAGUUGGUGGCAUUGGAGGGGACAAUGUCUCGCCAGCUCUCCUCACCCCCCACGGAUCCACAGAGCUGGGCAGCGGUGCCGGACUGCGCCGUAACCUGUCCGAUGCGGCCGCGCUGGAGAAGAUGAUCAUCUCUGAGCUGGUGCAGAGCAACCUGAGGCCCUCUGUACCCAUGCCUGUGCCCCCUGAGCGCUACGGCAGCCUGGCGAGGCCUCACCACCACGACAGGCCGACUCACGCUCACACUGCCACUCUGAACCGCCACCCACAGUAUCCUCCGGAAGGCUGGGUGGCGGCCAUGCAGACUCAGACGCGCUCUGUCGCACAAGACGGUUGGAUACAAAUACGGCACCAGACACAAGACCCUGAAACGCACGCCAUGCCGCGAGGCCAGGACCAUGCUACGACGACGCGUUUACAGGACAGCUGGUCUCACGCGUCGCGUGUUUCUGUAGAGGCCAAGUCACAUGAGCAGCUGAAGGACGGGGAGCGGUUACAGUUGCAGGGCACCCUGGGCCGCCGUGGGCUGCAGGACAGGCAGCAAGCACGCCCCCCCGAUGUUCAGGCCCGACCCUAUUCCACCCUCAGCCGCACCCCGGGCACACUGUCCCGCCACCGCAGCGGAGCGGAGCCGGGUGGUGGUGUGGAGAAAGACAGGGAGAGAGACAGGGACAGGGAUCGCUACCGUGACAGACCCCUGCCUCCCCCACCUCCCCCUCCCCCCCAAGAGUCUGAGCCACUCUACAAGGCUCUGGAGGAGCCCCUGCUACUGAAGCAGAGGGAGGCAGACAUGGAAGGAUGGAGAGGAGGCCUAGACAGAGAGAAAGAAGAGACGUUUCUCCUAAAAAGAGAUGGGAUCAUGGAGGAAUGGAGGGGAGGUGCUGAUAGAGAAAGGGAGGAGACCUUUCUCCCCCAGAAAAGAGAUGGGGAGAUUGAGGAAUGGCGGGGCGGGGUCGAUAGAGGGAGGGAGGGGAAGGACUCCCACCUCUCACAGAAGAGGGACGGACGGAUGGAGUUGUGGCCUGGUGGUGCUGAGACGGAGAAGGAGGAUACGUUUCUAACUCAGAAGAAGGAUUUUGGAAUGGAUGUAUGGAGAAGUGGAAUGGAGAGAGAGAAAGAGGAGCCCUUGUUUUUAAAGGACAGGGACGGAUGGAGAGGAGGGCUAGAGAGAGAGAGUGAGGACUUUAAACAGAAGGAGAAGGCACUGGAUGUAUGGCGACCAGGAAUCAACACAGACAGGGAGGAGUCCUUCCUAUUCGAGAGCAAAGAUGGAGGGCUCGAGGGCUGGAAAAGAGGGAGAGAGCGAGGGUCCCUGCGAUUCCAUCGUGAGCCGGACGACCCCAACAGCUUCAGCUUGCCUUUGAGCCCAGAUCUGGAUCUUGACCAUGACUCGUCCUCUAUCUACGCCAGAGAUUCAAACCCAUCCCCCCUCUACCCUGGAGACCGCCGCUCACCGCCCCUCAGUAUCUUCCCGAGAGGCUCUCCCCCAACUAAUAUCUUCGCCCCGCGAGACGACGGCUCACCACCAAAUAGCCUCUACUCUCGGCACUCCCCGCAGGUGUACAGCCGAAGCAGUUCCCCGCCGCAUUUCUACAGCCGUACCUCCCCUCCGACUCUCUCUUACCCUGACAGCAGCCCCGAAGGUCAAGAGGAGGUGAGCCCCUCUGGCCAACCCCAGCGGCCAUCCCUGGAACUCCCUUACAGCCUGGGCCGACCUCCUUUAGGCCCACGGCCCAAUCACUUGCAGACCUUCUACCAGCCACCACCGCUGGCAACCAAUGGGGAGACAGUGUUCACAGCUGAGCCCACCUCUGAGGGAGAAGAUGGACAGAUGCAGCGGGUGACAAGUCUGUGACUAGGGCGGUGGUGAUCGGGGCAUAGAAGCGAGGUAGGAGGCGAUAACGAAACAAAAAGGGAAAAAAAAUGCAAUCCUACAAGAGUCGAAGCGAUGAUAAAAUGAGUUCGAGUUGAGCGAUAAAGAUGAUAAAGCUGAGGAUGAAGAUGACGGCUCCUUCCUGCCUCUAUCUCUCGAUCACCACGAGACGUCCCCCCUUUUCAUGUUUUGUUACUUUUCUAAGACUGUGAUCCAUUUAUGAGAUGCCCCUCGGCUCUCUGUUUCUCUCCUCUCUUCCUUUGAACCCUUCUGUUUCUUCCCUUCUCAUCGGUGCUUUAUCCUUCUAGGCCCAUUGUCUUGAGUUUUCUAUUGGUUCAUAGGCUGGGUGUUGCCCUCCCUUGUAGCAAGCAAACAGUGUGUCAAAGAAGCACUUGUGUGUUGCCAAAAAUCACUUCAAAGAACAUGUGCAUGACUUUAUAGUAGCUUUAAAAAGGCUACCUACUGUAGGAGGAAACUGCUGAGGAGUGUGUGUGCACGCGUGCAAAAGUGCGUGUCCAAGCGUGUGUGUAGACAUGCCUCUUGUAUAAUAAUGUAUCACAAUGAAGCAUUUUAUCAAUAUUAACGGGGAGGGGGGGUGGUCCUUACACACACACCCCCUUGCUGAUUUUAAAGUCUCGACCAAUUCCAUCUCACACCAAGACCAAAACCUCUCUGCGCCCCCGCCCCGCCCCCAGACUGUUGGUGACUGAAUAUGUUGCCUUGGCAUUUGCCGGAGCGACUGAACUGAUGACUCCACGAGGGAUCAUGUCCGCCUCGGAACUUUUCGGCGAUUCUCAGACC
Molecule: messenger RNA, 6513 nt
Organism: Lampris incognitus (smalleye Pacific opah)
Lineage: Eukaryota; Metazoa; Chordata; Actinopteri; Lampriformes; Lampridae
Product: adhesion G protein-coupled receptor L1-like
Exons: 25
Coding region: 1-5694 (1897 amino acids)
Biological process (GO): G protein-coupled receptor signaling pathway; cell surface receptor signaling pathway
Cellular component (GO): membrane
Molecular function (GO): G protein-coupled receptor activity; carbohydrate binding
Source: RefSeq, a predicted model, not a curated record